Paraglomus occultum is the source of this 708-nucleotide messenger RNA. NCBI's taxonomy places the organism in Eukaryota, Fungi, Glomeromycota, Glomeromycetes, Paraglomerales, Paraglomeraceae. The record is from the annotation of a GenBank genome assembly.
AUGAACUCAGAAGUAUUAGCUCCCGGCGAGAAAGUGGAACUUCCUUCUUUAACAGAUCACAUAGACCCACGCGACUUUGGUAGCCGAGUAGUCCAUACGAAGCCGUUAAGGCGUAUUCCUCGAUCUUCAUCACCGGCUGAUUUAAUCUCGCCUCAUCCAGCACCCGAACCAAGUCGUAUACCAUUAGCCGUCCCAUCUGACUCAACAGAUCGCUCUCGGAUCAUCUUUUCUACACACUCUAGCUCAGUGUAUCGUGAAACGUACGACUUAUUACUUUCUCUCAUUAAUAACAAGAUUAUAGGUGGAGACAUGCCUCAGGAAGUGAUAAUAGAAUUUGCAGAGAAUGUAUUGGAAAUAGCUCGACAUAAUGAAUGGAGCGAUAGAAAAAAGAAAGAAGCGAUAGAGAAAUUGUUGCCGGAAGAAGAGGACAUGGGGUCUGAUUUGUUUGAGGAAUUGAUUGGUGCUGCUGAGGCCAUAAUCGAGUUUCCACAAGUUGUAGAAGAAAGGAAGAUUGGUGAGAUUGAGGCGAGGUCUGGGAGGAACGUCGAAUUUCCGACAAUGUCGGACGAUAAUACAGUGAUCGAAUCGUAUCCUGCGAAUGGUCCCUUUAUGAACGCAAGUGAGAUCGAAGAUGAGUCCGAAUUCAAGUUUAGCACGGAGUAUGAUGACUCUAUCACUCCAUACAGUACUGACGAAGACAGACAGUAG